This is a messenger RNA of Drosophila melanogaster (fruit fly), 678 nucleotides long. RefSeq lists its product as uncharacterized. The transcript has a single exon. The record is from RefSeq and is marked reviewed. Lineage: Eukaryota; Metazoa; Arthropoda; Insecta; Diptera; Drosophilidae. The coding region runs from base 17 to 610 and encodes 197 amino acids.
AAUUGCUCCAAUCGACAUGGCUUACUUCCAGUUCCUCAGCGUUGCCUCCAGCUUGCUUCUACUCCUGGCUCCCACCUGGGCAGGUCUGAUUGCUCAGCCGACCAUCACCUAUGCUGGCAAUGAGCACGCGGUGGCCCACACCCAACAGAAUGUAGUAAGGAGCUUCGAUGGCACCGUCUCCCACUACGCCAAGUCGCUGGCCACGCCCUACUCGCAGGUCCACAAGCAGGACACGCGGAUCAGCAACAAUGUCUACCAGCCGGCGGUGGCCAAGACCUUCAGUUAUGCUACAGCUCCAGCUCCGGUUUACACGCACCAGGCUCAUCAGGAACCAAAAAAUCUGUUUACUCAGGCAUCGCCAGUUUACCAGCAGGAUGCUCAUGUCCAGACUCCAUCGGUUUACCAGCAGGCUGCUCAUGUCCAGACUCCAUCGGUUUACCAUCAGCCCGCUCAGGUGCAGAGCUACCACCAACCUGGUCAUGUGGAGGCACCUUCUGUUUACCAACAGAACGCCCACUACAGCCACCAGCCUGCUGUCAUCCACUAUUCUCCGGCGGAGACCGUCUCCCACAUGAGCUUCGAUGGUUUCGGUACCCACUACGGAUUUUAAGUGAUCAAUACUUAAGUUAAGAUUAUAAAGAAUAGCUUGUGUAUGCUUGUUAAAUAAAUUGUUGAACU